CAUUCAUCGUCUCUCUCGUAACAUUAGUCUCUCUCUCUCUCUCUCUCUAAAAUCAUGUCUUCGUCGUUAGUCUCUGCUCUUGCUUGCGCCCUUGUUCUGUCUCUUUGUUCCGUCGUCCUUUCUGAAGCGCCGGCUUUUCAGAAACUGCCGGUUCCCGGUUCGAGGUCGGGACCCGAAGCGUUCGCCUUCGACUCCACCGGCAAAGGAUUCUACACCGGCGUCUCCGGUGGCAAAAUCCUCAAAUACACGCCGGAAACCGGUUACGUUGACUUCGCUCAGACUUCCAAACCUGCGAACAAAAUAUGGUGUGAAGGAGUACUUGGAACGGUAUUGGCGCAAAUAUGUGGUAGACCGGCCGGUAUAGCAUUCGAUGAGAAAACCGGCGACCUUUACAUCGCGGAUGCUCCACUGGGUCUCCACGUGGUCUCUAAGGCCGGCGGACUCGCCACCAAGAUCGCCGACUCGGUUGACGGAAAGCCCUUCAAGUUCCUCGACGGUCUCGACGUGGACCCCACCACCGGCGAUGUCUACUUCACUUCCUUCAGCUCCAAAUUCACCCCCGCCCAAGUGUACAUAGCCGUGGGCCUGAAGGACGCGUCGGGAAAGCUCUUUAAAUACGAAGCCGCGACCAAAAAGAUCACAGUCCUGGUCGAGGGCCUGAGCGGCUCGGCCGGCUGCGCCGUCAGCUCGGACGGGUCGUUCGUUCUGGUCGGAGAGUUCAUCAAGAGUAAGAUCCAGAGGCAUUGGAUCAAGGGCCCGAAAGCAGGACAGACCGAGGAAUUCACCUCGAAUGUUACAAACCCAGACAACAUUAAAAGGAUCGGAUCUACGGGAAACUUCUGGGUGGCGUCGGUGGUGAACGUAGGCCUCAAAGCCACGAACCCAUCCGCCGUUAAAAUCGAUUCUGAGGGCAAAGUUCUUCAGACAGUCCCUCUCAAGGAUACCUUUGGAGACACUUUGGUCAGCGAAGCCAACGAGUUCAAUGGCUCCCUUUAUGUCGGCACUUUGCUGGGACCCUUCGCCGCUGUUCUCAAGCUUUAAGAUUUUGUUGUCCUUGUUGUCGUUUCAUGAUUUGGAUUUGGGGAUUUAAUCGUGUGAUUUGUUGAAUAAAAAAAUUAUAUAUUAGAUAUAAUUUCUGAUGAA
Messenger RNA from Tarenaya hassleriana, 1143 nucleotides. Its product is annotated as protein STRICTOSIDINE SYNTHASE-LIKE 12-like. Gene Ontology annotation, molecular function: strictosidine synthase activity. The transcript is spliced from 2 exons. The coding region runs from base 55 to 1041 and encodes 328 amino acids. Gene Ontology annotation, biological process: biosynthetic process. Lineage: Eukaryota; Viridiplantae; Streptophyta; Magnoliopsida; Brassicales; Cleomaceae. The record is from RefSeq and is a predicted model, not a curated record.